Molecule: messenger RNA, 297 nt
Organism: Sphaeroforma arctica JP610
Lineage: Eukaryota; Ichthyosporea; Ichthyophonida
Exons: 2
Source: RefSeq, a predicted model, not a curated record
UGGACGGUGAAGAGCCACCGACGCACCCGAACUAUCACAAAGACGGCAAGUUCAUCAAGAAUCACAGAAUGAUGGGCGAUUCACACAUCAAGGACAAUAACAACAAGGUAGGUAGUCUGGCGGUGGUGGACAAGAAAGAGAAGAAGGUUAAGUCCAGAAAGAACAGCGCCAUUAGCGUUGAUGUGAGCCGUUUAUUCGGUGUGAAUUUGGAGAUGGGUGCGAAGGUCAAUAAUCCCCAUGCCGUGGUUCCGUAUCCGAUCUUUAUUGAGAAGGCUCUGGUCUAUCUGCAGGCCAAAG